This is a messenger RNA of Amaranthus tricolor (Joseph's coat), 2700 nucleotides long. RefSeq names its product inactive poly [ADP-ribose] polymerase RCD1-like. The record is from RefSeq and is a predicted model, not a curated record. Gene Ontology annotation, molecular function: NAD+ poly-ADP-ribosyltransferase activity. The coding region runs from base 700 to 2463 and encodes 587 amino acids. Lineage: Eukaryota; Viridiplantae; Streptophyta; Magnoliopsida; Caryophyllales; Amaranthaceae. The transcript has 9 exons.
AAGCCCUCACGUAUAAUCAAAAAACCCCAAAUCCCUAAAUAAAACAUUACGCCUAUUCCCCUUCUCGAACAAUAUCAUCCUUCCCUGUUGAUCUUCAGAAGUCUCCACUUUAUGAUUUCUCCUGUUCUUCACAACCUGCUCUGCCCAUCGGCACGCAUCGCAUAUGUCUAAACGGUUAGAAUCCAAAUCUUUAGGUAGUUUCUAAUAUCUUACACUUAUUUAAUCCCUUUCUCUAUCCGUUGAGAUUCCUGUUUCCAUACAAAUACUUGUCAUCAACAAUUAAGCAUUCAAUUUCUAUCAAUAAAUCAAGGUCCAGUCACUUUGGCAGGUAAUGUUGAGUAGGUGAUCCACAAGCACGUCUGUCAGUUGCUGCAAGGAUUCAAUGGGACUAUUAUAAGUUUUUCGGUGACCAUCAGCCGUUGUCUAAUUGUCUUAGCUGAUUGGCAAAGUUUUCUGUUCAUGUUGUAUUAAAUUUAGCUUCAGUACUGUAUGAUAUAGGUACUUCUUUUCUAAUCAGUUCUAUAGAUAAUAAAUGGAACUCGGUUUGGUUGCUCUCAGGGUUCACCACUUGUAUAUAAUUGCACCCAAAUCGCACUCUUAAUCUGUACAUUAGAAGUGCAUUUGGUGGCUUUGUUCGAGUUGAAUUUUUGGGUUUAGGUUUGUUUUCAGGGAUUGAUCCACUAGGUCAAUCAGAUACAAAUGGAAGGAAAAUACGCGAAGGCAUUGGAUAGUGAUCGUAGAGUUUUUGACUUGAAGAGGAAGAGAGCUUCUAGGUACGCUACAUUUCUGGCUCGCAAUGCGAUUCCAAAGCUCUCUACUUUGAAGUCUUCUGUGGCAAAGCUUGGCAAGCGAAAGAAACCUGAUGUUUGCAAGACCAAGGGCAGAAGCUGUACGCAUGCUUCUCAUAAGUCUUUGGUUAGAUAUUACUCAAACUUUAUGAAAAGUGGGCUGCCUAAACGCUUGAUGUUUUUCCACAAUGGUGAAUGGAUCGAUCAUGAAUUGGAUGUUGUUGCCUUGGUUAAAAAAGAUUUCGAAUAUAAAAUAGCGGCUGUAGAAGUAAAAUUCAAGAGUUACCAUCUGGUGAUUGAUUUUGUGCAUAUGGUGCAGUUCAAUUUUAAAACAUUUUUAGAACAGCCUAUUGCAUGGAUUGAUGAAGGAGGAUGCUGUUUCUUUCCUGAAAUUUAUACAAAUUGUAAUGAGCGGCACAGACAUUUCCAUUCUGACAUUCUGAUUGAUGGGCCACAAGAAACUCAAGAUAUAAAGCUACAGAUUGAAAUUCAAGUGAACGGGAUUGGUGAUUCGAAGUUGGUGGAGUAUUGUGGUGAAUCGAGUCCUUUCGUCAAACGAAUAAAAGUUUGUCAGAAUGCUGAAACUGAGGAUAGCUGUGAUAAGGUGUCCAAUGUAAGAAUGAAUGAAGAUGUUGGAGAAAACCAACAUCUGCUGAAAACUUUUGAUGCUGAGGUUGAGAAUGUGAAGUCAUAUUUGGAUCCCGAUGUUGUGAAAGAAAUGUUUUUAAAAGGCAUGGAUUUUACUUCUGGCCCAACAAUUGUAGAAAUUCACCCCUACACUGGUUCUCUGUGUCAGGCUCAGUUGGAGCUUUUUCUAAAGCAGGUUGAGAUAACAAAAAAGUGCCGUGGUAAUGCUAAUAUUAGCUAUGCAUGGCUUGCAUCAACAAAAGAUGCAGUGUCAGCUAUUAUGACUUAUGGACUUGGGCAUUUUGGUUAUCAACAAAUUAAGUCCUUUUAUGGAACUGGUGUACAUCUUGCAGCUGCAAAUUGUGCUGAUGCCAGUGCAAACUAUUGUGAUGUUGACGAAAAUGGAGUGCGACAUAUGGUCCUUUGCCGUGUCAUCAUGGGAAAUAUGGAGGUAGUUAAUCCUGGGUCCAAGCAAUUCCACCCUAGUAGUGAAAGCUUUGACAGUGGAGUUGAUGAUCUUGAAAAUCCACGACAUUAUAUAGCGUGGAGCAUGAAUAUCAAUACUCAUAUAUAUCCCGAGUAUGUUGUUAGUUUCAAGGUUUCUGCUAAUUAUGAAGGUGUUCUAAAGAAUGGUGGCAACCAUAAGGUUGUGAAAGUUGAGACUGUUCAUCAGAGUCCGAUAGCUCGAUGUGAAAUUGAGGUUGCAACUAACGUUGGAAGUGAUCAUCAAUCAAACGUAACCAGUGAUGGAAGCAAGGAAAGAUGUGCUAGUUUGAGUUCAACCGCACCAAGUCUUCCAACGUCCCCUUGGAUGCCAUUUCCUUUGUUAUUUGAAGCAAUUUCGAAGCAAAUUCCUCAAAGUAGCUUGAAGUUGUUACUGGCUCAUUAUGAUUUGUUGAAGGAACGGAAAAUUUGUCGGGAUGAUUUCAUAAAGGAGUUGAGAUUGAUUGUUGGUGAUACUCUAUUGAAGUCUACCUUAAAACAGCUCACUUGCAAGGUAGCGCCGAAGGACAACUCGAUAGUAGCUGCAAAGCAAGUAGGAAGUUAAAAGAUAGCCUGUCUCUGAAAUGUGUCGACUUCAAGUUUGUAACUAAUAAACUUUUCAAGGUCAAGUUUGUUUCAUUUGCUGCUCGCGUUGUGAUUCUGUCUAUUUUACAGUUGUACAAUGCUUUAUGUUGACUCCAGUUCUUGUUUGGUAACUAAAACCCUGUGGAUAUAAGCUAGUAAAACUGCCUGUUUGAAAUUUUGAAAAUUUGAAAACAUUGAUAAAAAAUCAAAAAAUAAA